Molecule: messenger RNA, 2565 nt
Organism: Manacus vitellinus (golden-collared manakin)
Lineage: Eukaryota; Metazoa; Chordata; Aves; Passeriformes; Pipridae
Gene: PTEN
Product: phosphatase and tensin homolog
Exons: 9
Coding region: 16-1179 (387 amino acids)
Biological process (GO): phosphatidylinositol dephosphorylation; regulation of phosphatidylinositol 3-kinase/protein kinase B signal transduction; phosphatidylinositol 3-kinase/protein kinase B signal transduction
Cellular component (GO): cell projection; cytosol; nucleus
Molecular function (GO): protein tyrosine phosphatase activity; phosphatidylinositol-3,4,5-trisphosphate 3-phosphatase activity; inositol-1,3,4,5-tetrakisphosphate 3-phosphatase activity
Source: RefSeq, a predicted model, not a curated record
GGUGUUCAGCAAGGCAUGGCAGGAGGACCAGGUGGUGCAGAUCAUGAUAUUUAUCCAAACAUAAUUGCUAUGGGCUUUCCUGCAGAGAGGCUCGAAGGAGUGUACAGGAACAACAUUGAUGAUGUAGUAAGGUUUUUGGAUUCAAAGCAUAAAAACCAUUACAAGAUAUACAAUCUAUGUGCUGAAAGACAUUAUGACACCGCCAAAUUUAACUGCAGAGUUGCACAGUACCCUUUUGAAGACCAUAACCCACCACAGCUGGAGCUCAUCAAACCUUUUUGUGAAGACCUUGACCAGUGGCUGAGUGAAGAUGACAAUCAUGUUGCAGCAAUCCACUGUAAAGCUGGAAAGGGACGAACUGGUGUAAUGAUUUGUGCAUAUUUGUUGCAUCGAGGCAAGUUUUUAAAGGCUCAAGAAGCCCUAGAUUUCUAUGGGGAAGUAAGGACCAGAGACAAGAAGGGAGUGACAAUUCCCAGUCAGAGACGCUACGUGUACUACUAUAGCUACCUGUUAAAGAAUCACCUGGAUUACAGACCAGUGGCACUGCUGUUCCACAAGAUGAUGUUUGAAACAAUUCCCAUGUUCAGCAGCGGAACUUGCAAUCCUCAGUUUGUGGUGUACCAGCUCAAGGUAAAGAUAUUCACCUCCCCUUCAGGACCCUCGAGACGUGAAGACAAGUACAUGUACUUUGAAUUCCCUCAACCUCUGCCCGUGUGCGGUGAUAUCAAAGUGGAAUUCUUCCACAAACAGAACAAGAUGUUGAAAAAGGACAAAAUGUUUCACUUUUGGGUAAAUACAUUCUUCAUAGGACUGGAUGAAAAUUCAGACAAAGUAGAAAAUGGAAGUCUAGUUGCAGAUCAGGAACUUGAUGGUAUUUUCAGUACAGAGCGCUCAGAUAAUGAUAAGGAAUAUUUAAUCCUUACAUUAACAAAAAACGAUCUAGACAAAGCAAAUAAAGACAAAGCCAACAGAUAUUUCUCUCCAAACUUCAAGGUGAAGCUAUUUUUCACAAAAACAGUAGAAGAGCCAUCAAACCCAGAGGCUAGCAGUUCAACUUCUGUAACACCAGAUGUUAGUGACAAUGAACCUGAUCAUUAUAGAUACUCUGACACCACUGACUCUGAUCCAGAGAAUGAACCUUUUGAUGAAGAUCAGCAUACGCAGAUUACAAAAGUCUGAAUAUUUUUUUUAUCGGAGAUAAAAAAAAAAAAAAAAAACAUACAAAAAAAACCCCACCAACCAUGAAGAGAGACAAACUUGAAUAAACUGAAAACAAAAAAAAAAAAAAGGACCUUUCUAAAUGGCAAAAGGACAUAGUGUCAGAUUACCAGUUAUAGGAACAAUUCUUUCCUGACCAAUCUUGUUUUGCCCUACGAAUCUACAGGGUUUGACACUUGUCCAGUCGGGGGGAAAAAAGGAAGGUUACGUAGCUCUUAUAUGUAUAUACCUUUUUGUGUCAAAAGGACAUUAAAACUUCAAUUAGGAACUAUAAACAUGGCACUUUCCCAUUUUAUUCCAGUUUUAUAAAAGUGGAGACAGACCUAAUGUGUAUGCGUAGGAAUUUUUCCUUUUGUGUUCUGUCACCAAGCCAAGUUCCAAACCCGAAACCGACAACAGCGACGACAAAAAAAAAUUACAGGUUCACAUCCUGCCCCUUUUUUUGCACUCGUGUGGCAACAGAAAAGUCUGCAGUUGGCUAAGAGAUGUUUCUGGAAGGUUUUCCUACAUUCUAAUGCAUGUCUUUUGGCUGGGGGCUGGAGAGGAGUGCUCGGGAGGGAGCGUGGCCUCCGCCCCGUGUCCGGCUGUUCCAUGCACCUUUCCUUAGCAUGCUGCCCCAGGCCAUCCGGGACAAUGGAGGAGCCGCCGCUGUCACUGCUUGUCCUUCGUGCAUUCUCAUCUUUCUUUUUCAGUGUAAUGGUGCUAGAAAAGGCAGCUAGAGGGGAGUGAUUCUGUGAUUCUGUACCGGGGGGGACAGGAGUGAACCUUCCCCGCACUCGCGAGACCCGCGCCAGGAAGGGAGACCAAUUCUUGGGGUCACACAAAAAAAUAUGAAAAAAAAAGGAAACACAGCAACAAUGACUUAACCAUACAAAUGUGGAGGCUAUCAACGAAAAUAGGAGCUUGAAAACAAAUGGUUACAAAAUUUGACAAUGAUUUAUUGGGUUGUUUUCUUUUUUUUUUUUUUUUCCUGAAUUGUAAUGGCUGCUCCAUCUCCUGUGUAAUCAAGGCCAGUGCUAAAAGUCAGAUGCUCUUAGUGCAGACAUCAGUCAACAUCUUACAUUUAUAUUAGUAGUUUUUCAAUCAUAUUCCUGCUGUGAAUACUUCAUGUGCUGCCUUGCAAGCUUUUUUUUUUUUUUUUUUAUUUCCUCAUGAAUAUAAAAAUAUUUUGUAAUGGUGCACAGGAAAUGUCAUUGGAGAUUCUCCAGGUUAGUGUUUGUUUUGAAGGUUUCUGAUGCAUUUAUUCAAUCAAACCUCUGUCAGCCGUUCCACCCCUUUGACCUUACACAUUCUAAUACAAUGAGUUUUGCAGUUUUGCACACUUUUUAAAAAAGAAGAAAAAAAAAA